CCGAUUUCACUCAGGUGGUGUGGACGGGAGUGAUACAGAUGGUCAGUGUUUUGAAUGGAGGCAAGAUAAAAUAUAAAUGCUGCCCGGGAGUGUAUGUUUAAACGAUAACAACAUAGUCAGAAUGAAGAAUGCAAGGACAAGGUGGAGGCAGGCGGAGAGGCAAGUGUAAGUGGUUCAACGUGGCCAAGGGCUGGGGCUUCGUCACGCCGGACGAUGGCGGCCAGGACGUGUUUGUACAUCAGUCUGUCAUUCACAAAAAUGGUUUCCGAAGCCUUGCCGAUGGGGAAGAGGUCGAGUUUGAAAGUGUGCCGUCGGAUAAGGGAGUUGAGGCGACGUUAGUAUCCGGUCCGUCUGGGAUCGAAUGUAGGGGGUCCGAUAGGCGUCCUAUGUCCAGGAAGAAGUUCAGGAAAAUAAGAUGUUAUAACUGCGGUGACUUUGGAAACCACAUUGCUGCUAAGUGUCCUUUUGGACCAUUGCCAAAGAGGUGUCAUAACUGCAAGUCAACCGAUCACCUAAUUGCUGACUGUCCGCUGAAGGACCCCAAUGAGAACAGGGGAUCGCGAAAAGGCAGCGGUAACAGUUUAACCGGAAGUGGUAACGAUUUCCCAGGGGGAGCGGCCGGAUACGCGUGAGCCCCAAUGGUGGGAGAGUCUGCUGAAGCUGGAAACCAAAUCAAAAUUAUUGUUAACAUGUUCUUAGAAUACUUGGUUGUAUAGAAAUGUAGUAAUGACAAUUGUAGCUCAAAAUAGUUGAUUUAUGGUUUGACAUUUUAGCGAACCUUGACGACCCUAAGAGUUUUAAAAGCUAUUCCCGUUAUUCGGUAUUUUUGUUUGAUGAAAAAUGAAAGGAAAGCCAGUAAAGAGAUGUCAAAAUAAUUAUAAAUAUUUUAACAACAAUACCGUGAUUCAAUCUUAUAUUCCCAUAUUUUGCUUUGCAACGUUGUUUGAUUAUUACACUUGAGGCGAUGUUUCUGUCACUUUUGUUAUAUACUUUGUUUUAUAGUAGUGAAUAUUUCUGAUGGCAAGUUUUUUAUGGUUAUCAGAAGUUGCGUUUUAUUUCCUUUUGUUAGUUUAUAUUGUUUUAUCUCGCUUUAUUUUUUACUUUUGCCAUAUAUUUUUGUAAAGUAUGUAGUAACUCAUAUUUGUUAAUUUGUUCUAUAUUUGACUUAUGACGCAUUGUUUUAAAUUUAUUGUAAGGGGCCAGUACAACAAAAAAAGAGAGAUAUAUACACAUUUAUUUUAUGCAAUUGGGAGUAACAUUUCAAAUACAAUUUACAAGGAGUAAAUUUUUGCAAUUUUGGAGAUUAACAAUUUUAAUAUGUUUCAUAUCCCGGUAAACUCCAUCAUGUGCGACGAUGCAUUAUACUUGAUGAACAAUAUUAUUCAUUGGAAAUACAAUGCAAACAUAUGAGGUUCAUAUUUUUUUAAAGACGCUAACAUAAUUCACAUGUGCAGUGGCCAUGUAAUGGACGUUCAUUUUACGCAUUCGGAGAAAAAUAUCAUGAACAUUUUCGUGAAUAUAUAAUUUGUAUAUAGUUAAUGCUGCAUUUAUGCAUUUUACUAAAUUGCCAAGAGUGAAAUUGAUAAAAUGCUUGAUGUAUGUCCCUUUAUUGGCAAACGAGGUAAUUAUAUACUUUUACAUGUUUGAUCUUUGAACAGAUGAGCACAAUUUCACUGUUUAUUGAUUUUGGUAAUUGUUUUAUUGUUAUUUCGAAAGUGUUUCCUUAGAAGAUCUUUAUAAUUGACAGCAUUACUCAUCAAAAUCACCUUGUUCGUAUUACUGUUAUUUUGAUUGGUGAUAUGAUUUCCAAAAUGAUAUUGCAUUACCCAAAGAUGUGUUACAAAGGCAGCUUUAACCAAACGAGCGAGAAUAAUGACAGUUACUGGGUCAAAAUUAUCAUGUUUAUAUACGUUAAUAUUGUUUGUAUAAGUUAGAUAAAUGAUUUACAGAUGGGAUCAGAAUUUGCAUAUAAUUCCGGCGGCUAAUACAAAUUAUUAUUUUUAUUUAGUGGCCAUGCGUGAAUUUUCGUUUUACUAUAUGUGUGGGCUAAGUAAUAUUUAAUUGAUGUGUGCAUUGUGCGAUCUUGUGUAUAUCGCAUUUUAAAAACGUACCUUUCUAGUGUUCACUCAUGUUUAAAGAUAUUAAGAUUUCAUCCAGUUGAAAUUUGUACCAAUGCUGUACGUAACCAACAUGAUCAUGGUAUAGACAAUCUGAGGACACGAUAACUUACAGAUAAACUGCAGAAAAGCUGGCAUUUAGUGCUGGAACCAUUGUAUGUUUUGUCCUAGUUCGCGAAUAUAUACCUGGCAUUGACCUGUAAGCAUUUAUAUCAGCCGCGUUCUGA
Molecule: messenger RNA, 2344 nt
Organism: Dreissena polymorpha
Lineage: Eukaryota; Metazoa; Mollusca; Bivalvia; Myida; Dreissenidae
Product: protein lin-28 homolog
Exons: 5
Coding region: 129-632 (167 amino acids)
Molecular function (GO): zinc ion binding; nucleic acid binding
Source: RefSeq, a predicted model, not a curated record